GGUCUAGAAAAUCUCAAAAAAAGUACAAACAACAAUAGCAGAGAGAUAUAUGAAGCUAGAUAUCGCUUCCAAGGCAAGCACAAAUAUCACACCUAAUAAAACCCUAUUUCACCAACCACUUCUCAAAUCACGAAUUCAUUCCCAUUUGUCACUCACAUUCUAACCUAAUUCUUCGUAUAAAUGCUCACUGAUAACUUCAACCAAAAAGUGACGAAAUCGGAUUAUGUGUUGUGUUUAAUCGAAUUUCAUCGAAGUUUAACGAAGUAGAAGCUGAAUUCGUCAAUGUCGUCGAAGCAAAUCGGAUUAAAAUCACGAAAAUCGAGUUCAAAAUAUGCGAAUUUGCCGGUUUCUUCAACGAAAUCGUCUUCGAAGCUUGUUACGCAAGUUUCGGUUGAUGAUUUGAGGUCUCCAGUUAGUGUAGAGAGAUUGAAGGAGAAUGUGACUGUUACGGUGCGGUUUCGGCCUCUGAGUCCGAGGGAAAUACGACAGGGGGAGGAGAUUGCGUGGUAUGCGGACGGAGAAACGACGGUUCGGAAUGAGAAUAAUCCAUCAGUAGCUUAUGCAUACGAUCGGGUGUUUGGGCCUACGACAACAACACGUCAUGUAUAUGAUACUGCAGCCCAUCAUGUCGUUGGUGGCGCUAUGGAAGGCAUAAAUGGGACUAUCUUUGCAUAUGGUGUUACAAGUAGUGGAAAAACUCACACCAUGCAUGGCGAUCAGAGGUCCCCCGGGAUUAUCCCAUUGGCGGUAAAGGAUGCUUUCAGUAUCAUUCAGGAGACGCCAAGUCGUGAAUUUCUCCUUCGUGUCUCGUAUUUGGAAAUUUAUAAUGAGGUUGUUAAUGACUUGUUGAAUCCAGCAGGGCAAAAUUUAAGAAUAAGGGAGGAUAGUCAGGGAACCUUUGUUGAAGGUAUAAAGGAGGAAGUCGUUUUAUCUCCUGCCCAUGCGCUUUCCCUUAUUGCAGCUGGUGAAGAACACAGACAUGUUGGUUCGACGAAUUUUAAUUUGCUCAGCAGCAGAAGUCACACAAUAUUUACAUUGACAAUAGAAAGUAGCGGUUGUGGUGAAAAUGGUGACGGUGGGGAUGUUAACUUGUCACAGUUGAACCUCAUAGAUUUAGCAGGUUCCGAGAGCUCUAAAGCCGAGACUACUGGUGUUCGUAGGAAAGAAGGAUCCUAUAUUAAUAAAAGUCUUCUAACCCUUGGAACUGUUAUAUCAAAAUUGACAGACGUGAGAGCAGCUCAUAUACCAUACAGGGACUCCAAAUUGACUAGGCUCCUUCAAUCUUCAUUAAGUGGUCGUGGACGAGUAUCUCUUAUUUGUACUGUUACUCCCUCAUCAAGCAAUACUGAGGAGACACAUAAUACAUUAAAGUUUGCCCACCGUGCAAAAAAAAUUGAAAUUCAAGCAGCACAAAAUAGGAUCAUUGAUGAGAAAUCCCUCAUAAAGAAAUACCAAAAUGAAAUUCGAUCAUUGAAGGAGGAACUAGAACAAUUAAAAAGUGGCAUUGUCAUAGUUCCUCAGUUUAAGGAUAACGGUGGAGAUGACAUUGUUCUUCUUAAACAAAAGCUAGAAGAUGGUCAAAUGAAGCUGCAGUCAAGACUGGAGCAAGAAGAAGAAGCCAAGGCUGCUUUGUUAAGCCGAAUACAAAGGCUGACCAAAUUAAUUCUAGUUUCCACCAAGUCUUCACCCUCAUCUAGACUUUCUCAUCGGUCAACUAUAAGAAGAAGAAGACAUUCCUUUGGUGAAGAAGAGCUUGCAUAUCUCCCGCAUCGAAAGCGUGACUUAAUAUUGGAUGACAAAGACACGGAGUUGCAUGUAUCUGUUGAUGUAAGUGUGGAAAAUAAUAACGAUGCACUGAAGGAGGAGAAAAGGACCAAGAAGCCCGGAUUACUUAAUUGGUUGAAACCACGGAGACGAGACAGUAUCUCUGGGGCUUUUACCAGUACAAGUGAUAAAUCAAGUGGGGCUAAGUCUAUCAGCACAGCUUCAACUCCGCAAGCAGAUAAUAUGGUUGACUCCAGACAUUCAUUCUCUUUGCCAACAGAGUGCAGAUCUGCUGAAUUCUCUCCAGGGGCCACACAACAUCAAGAAAUCAAUGGGGAUGCUUUUUUGCAACAUGAGAGUCGGAGUCCUCUAAUUAGCAUAAAAACAAUUGACCAGAUUGACCUCCUAAAAGAGCAGCACAAGAUUCUAUCCGAGGAGAUGGCAGUCCAUUUGAGUGCUCUAAAACGGUUGUCACUCGAUGCUUCAAAAGACUCCGAACGGGAAUUUGUAAACGCCGAGAUCGCCAGAUUGAAGGAACAAAUCAAACGGAAGAAUGAUGAGAUCAAACAGCUAGAAGACAAAAUUGCUAGCUCUGUUGUAUCUUCUCAUCGUAGUAUGGAUGGAGUUGAACAAAUACGAUCUGUUUCGGAGCUAGAAGCACAAUUACACGAGAAGUCCUUUGAGCUUGAGGUCAAAACCGGGGAUAAUAGAGUACUUCAAGAGCAGCUCAGCCAGAAGAUCAAUGAAUGUGAAGGACUACAAGAAACGAUUAACUCCUUGAAACAACGACUUUCCGAUGCACGUCGUGAAUUUGAUGCAGAGAAAGAUGCAAAAAUAAUGCUGCUUCGUCAAUCUCAGGCACACGAGGUUGAAAAACUCAAACAUAAAAUAACCGAAUUAACCAAUUCAAAAGAGCAGUUAGAAUCCCAAAACAAACAACUAGCAGAAGAAAGCGCAUACGCCAAAGGCUUAGCUUCAGCAGCCGCCGUUGAGCUCAAAGCACUCUCCGAAGAAGUUUCAAAACUAAUGAACCACAACGAGCAACUAUCAGUUGAGCUGGCAUCACACAAGAACUCCCCGAGCCACCACCGUAGAUCACCAGGCUUUACCAAAAACGGACGUAAAGACAACGCGUACUUCAGACAAAAAGAACCAAGUCCUACACAAUCAGAACUAAAGCGAGAACUCGCGUUGAGUAGAGAAAGAGAAAUGUCGUAUGAAGCAAUGCUCUCUGAAAAGGCACGAAUAGAAUCGGAUUUGCAAAAAACGGUUGAGGAGUCCAAACAGAGAGAGUCGUAUCUUGAAAACGAGCUUGCGAAUAUGUGGGUUCUUGUAGCAAAGCUAAAGAAGUCACAAGGAGCCAAACCCGAAGAAUCGUAGUCGAGCCGAGGGGUCGGGAUCGGGAUUGGUCAAAGAGAGGACUUGGUAUAGUUGUGUUUGAAAGUGAGAAUAGAAAUAGAUGGUAAUGUUUGGGGUUAGGAAUCGGGAUUGUGUGGUUUGUAAAGGUGUGUUGUUAUACAUUUUGUAGGAGUUUCAGUUAUUGUUAAUAAGGUCCGUUUUGUUUUCCUAUUA
Helianthus annuus (common sunflower) is the source of this 3336-nucleotide messenger RNA. RefSeq names its product kinesin-like protein KIN-7K, chloroplastic. NCBI's taxonomy places the organism in Eukaryota, Viridiplantae, Streptophyta, Magnoliopsida, Asterales, Asteraceae. Bases 283 to 3144 code for a protein of 953 amino acids. The record is from RefSeq and is a predicted model, not a curated record. Gene Ontology annotation, molecular function: microtubule binding; ATP binding; microtubule motor activity. The transcript has 23 exons. Gene Ontology annotation, biological process: microtubule-based movement.